This is a messenger RNA of Sorghum bicolor (sorghum), 1688 nucleotides long. RefSeq names its product methylthioribose kinase 1-like. The record is from RefSeq and is a predicted model, not a curated record. The transcript is spliced from 6 exons. Gene Ontology annotation, molecular function: S-methyl-5-thioribose kinase activity. The coding region runs from base 79 to 1356 and encodes 425 amino acids. NCBI's taxonomy places the organism in Eukaryota, Viridiplantae, Streptophyta, Magnoliopsida, Poales, Poaceae.
ACGGCCCCCCCUCUCUGUCCAUCCUCUGCUCUCCUCUCGCCGGCGCCCGCGUCGCUCGAGUAGCAGUCAGCCUCAGCCAUGGCCGCGGAGGCGGAGCAGGGCUUCCGCCCGCUGGACGAGGCGUCCCUGCUCGCCUACAUCAAGGCCACGCCGGCGCUCUCUUCCCGCCUCGGCGGCGGCGGCAGCCUCGACUCCAUCGAGAUCAAGGAGGUCGGCGACGGCAACCUCAACUUCGUCUACAUCGUGCAGUCCGAAGCCGGCGCCAUGGUCGUCAAGCAGGCGCUCCCGUACGUGCGCUGCGUGGGGGACUCGUGGCCCAUGACGCGGGAGCGCGCCUACUUCGAGGCCUCCACGCUGCGGGAGCACGGCCGCCUGUGCCCGGAGCACACACCCGAGGUCUACCACUUCGACCGGGCCAUGUCGCUGAUGGGGAUGCGCUACAUCGAGCCCCCGCAUAUCAUCCUCCGCAAGGGCCUCAUCGCCGGCGUCGAGUACCCGCUGCUCGCCGACCACAUGUCCGAUUACAUGGCCAAGACGCUCUUCUUUACCUCCCUCCUCUAUAACAACACCACGGAUCAUAAGAACGGAGUUGCUAAGUACUCUGCGAAUGUGGAGAUGUGUAGGCUCACGGAGCAAGUUGUGUUCUCCGACCCAUACCGUGUCUCCAAAUUUAAUCGGUGGACCUCGCCUUAUCUUGACAAAGAUGCUGAGGCAGUUCGACAGGAUGACGAGCUCAAGUUGGAAGUAGCUGGACUGAAAUCGAUGUUUAUCGAGAGAGCUCAGGCUCUGAUUCAUGGAGAUCUCCACACUGGUUCUAUCAUGGUGACCACAGGUUCAACUCAAGUCAUUGAUCCAGAGUUUGGGUUCUAUGGGCCAAUGGGUUUUGACAUUGGAGCCUUCCUUGGAAACCUGAUUUUGGCAUACUACGCACAGAAUGGACAUGCUGAUCAAGCAAACGAUCGUAAGGCUUACAAGAAAUGGAUCUUGAAGACAAUUGAAGAGUCUUGGAAUUUGUUCCAGAAAAAGUUUGUUGAACUAUGGAAUAAACACAAAGAAGGGAAUGGGGAGGCAUACCUGCCUGAUAUAUACAACAACUCAAAGCUUGUGAGCGUUGCUCAGAAGAAGUACAUGACAAACCUAUUCCAUGAUAGUCUUGGGUUUGGUUCAGCCAAAAUGAUCAGGCGAAUAGUUGGAAUCGCUCACGUCGAGGAUCUCGAGUCAAUUAAGGAUGCCAGCAAGAGAGCAGAGUGCGAGCGUGCUGCCCUCAGUUGUGCAAAGGAGAUCCUCAAGGGAAGACGCCAAUUUGAGACCAUCGAGCAAGUCAUUGAGCAUAUUCAAUCGUUUGACCAGGACUGAGAAGGCGGCAGUCUAUUUUUGCGCUUAAGGAGACAUACUUUCGUCAAUUAACCCACACAUACCUGAGUAUCGGUGAAUCGUCUGUUUUGAAGCACCGGUUGUUUGUGUUUUCUGUAUUGAGAUUAUAUGAUGAAAAGGUGCCCAUUUGUGGUCUGAUAGUUUGGACUGUGUACACUACCAGAGUAAGAUCUUAUUCUGCCAUAGGCCCCUUGGUUCUGAAUAAUGAAAUGUACGAGAUUUCUCCGUGACUAUCUCAGUACAUUUAGAUGCUUGUAUUUUACCAAUAAUUUUUGUUAUGAUGGUCCUUUGGCAAGUACUGCCUUGUUAUUGUC